UGUCUCAUUUUCUUUUCCCAUUAAGAUUCCAGAAACUUAUUUCAUUAGAGAUCCCCAUACAUUCCUCCUGACAAAGGACUUUAUUAAGGUAUAUAUGGCCAUAUUUAGUGUUAAAAGUGUUCUUUUGUGUUUACUUGCACGCAUGAAAUCACACAUUAGCAUUUCCAGAUUUACCCAGCUUCUGGUAAUAAGAAUGGUGAUGUGGCUAACUGAAGCAUGUUUGGAAGGAGAAGCAACGCUUGUCUACAAAAUACUAACACUUGGAUGAUUCUGCACCCUGGGAAAAGAGCACCCGGCGAAUUUUCUGGCCUUUUUUCAUGGCUGACUUGGAAUACACUUGCAUUGUCAAGAGUGUGUUGACCUCUCUGUUUGACACAUAUUGAUUAUGACAGUCACCCUCCUUGCCCUGCAGGCCAUGGAAGCGCAGAUACAGAACUUUGGACAGACACCAUCUCAGUUGCUUAUUGAGCCACAUCCACCUCGGAGCUCUGCCAUGCACCUGUGUUUCCUUCCACAGAGCCCACUCAUGUUUAAAGAUCAGAUGCAACAGGAUGUGAUAAUGGUGCUGAAGUUCCCAUCAAAUUCUCCAGUGACCCAUGUGGCCGCCAACACCCUGCCCCACCUGACCAUCCCUGCAGUGGUAACAGUGACCUGCAGCCGACUGUUUGCAGUGAACAGAUGGCACAACACAGUAGGUCUCCGAGGAGCUCCAGGAUACUCAUUGGAUCAAGCCCAUCAUCUUCCUAUUGAAAUGGAUCCCUUAAUUGCCAAUAACUCUGGUGUGAACAAACGGCAGAUCACAGACCUUGUGGACCAGAGUAUACAAAUCAAUGCACAUUGUUUUGUGGUCACAGCAGAUAAUCGCUAUAUUCUAAUCUGUGGAUUCUGGGAUAAGAGCUUCAGAGUUUAUUCUACUGAAACAGGCAAAUUGACUCAGAUUGUAUUUGGCCACUGGGAUGUGGUUACAUGUCUGGCCAGGUCUGAAUCCUACAUUGGUGGAGACUGCUACAUCGUGUCUGGAUCCCGAGAUGCCACCUUGCUUCUCUGGUACUGGAGUGGGAGGCACCAUAUCAUAGGAGACAACCCCAAUAGCAGUGACUAUCCUGCACCGAGAGCUGUCCUCACAGGCCAUGACCAUGAAGUUGUCUGCGUAUCUGUCUGUGCAGAACUUGGACUUGUUAUAAGUGGUGCUAAAGAGGGCCCUUGCCUUGUCCACACCAUCACUGGAGACCUGCUGAGAGCCCUGGAAGGACCAGAAAACUGCUUGUUCCCACGCUUGAUUUCUGUAUCCAGUGAAGGCCACUGUAUCAUAUACUAUGAACGAGGACGAUUCAGCAAUUUCAGCAUCAAUGGGAAGCUUUUGGCUCAAAUGGAGAUCAAUGAUUCAACACGGGCCAUUCUCCUGAGCAGUGAUGGCCAGAACCUAGUGACUGGAGGGGACAAUGGUGUGGUGGAGGUCUGGCAGGCCUGUGACUUCAAACAACUAUACAUUUACCCUGGAUGUGAUGCUGGCAUUAGAGCUAUGGACUUAUCCCAUGACCAGAGGACUCUGAUUACUGGCAUGGCUUCUGGCAGCAUCGUAGCUUUUAAUAUAGAUUUUAAUCGGUGGCAUUAUGAGCAUCAGAACAGAUACUGAAGAGAAAUAAAAAACCAGAAUCCAAGUUCAAGUGAGAGCACAAGUGCUGCAUGGAAAGGCAAUAUCUCUGGUGGGAACACUCGUCUGCAUCAGCCUCUGUUUGUACAUUCCAUCACACCCAGCAAUAGCUGUCCAUUGUAGUCAGCAACCAUUUCACUUUGUGUGUUUUUUCAGGACUGAACACCAGCUGCUAUCAAGCAAGCUUAUAUCAUGUAAAUUAUAUGAAUUAGGAGAUGUUUUGGUAAUUAUUUCAUAUAUUGUUGUUUAUUGAGAAAAGGUUGUAGGAUGUGUCACAAGAGACUUUUGACAAUUCUGAGGAACCUUGUGUCCAGUUGUUACAAAGUUUAAGCUUUGAACCUAACCUGCAUCCCAUUUCCAGCCUCUUUUCAAGCUGAGAAAAAAAAUCACGUUUGAUACUUUGUACAUCAGAUGCAUCUUAUUUAAAGGGAUACUUUUGUAAAAGUAAAACCUUGUAUAAAGAACAAAACGUUUCUUAAUUUUAUUGUGGAGUUACAACUUGCAUGUUCUUUACUCCGAUGUCUCAAUGGAAUAGGUGCAUUCAUGCUAUGAAACAGAACGAUCUGUCCAAGGACACAGCUUGUAUGAAAGGGUUGAAUUUGGGCUCAAUCAAUAAUUUUUGACAUAUUCACCAAAAUAUGGUUUUCACUUUUUAAUCUAAAUUCAUCCCUUCUAAGUGAAAUUUGCUCAUAAAACAUUUGGAUACUAAGCCAUUAUUUGCCAUUUUUGGUACUUUAUACAAAGAAAAUUCAGCCCUACCCUUUAUAAUUUGAAGACACAGCAGGAAGGGGGCUUAGGGAUGAGGUCCUGGUUUUUAUUGUAUGAUAGGAGUCAUGAUCAUUAGUUCCACAGUAAUGACUUCCCAACACCUGGACAUCUCUUCCAGAGUCAUCCCACAGGCUUAGUGUUUGUACAUUUGGGGAGGAGAAUGAUGCUAACUGUUUUUUUUUCCCUCUUUGGUUCAUGAAUAGCUUAGUUUCUUUAAUAACAAGUCAGACUUUAUUACAACAAUAACUGAAGAUACUCUUUUAAGUUCUUGUGAAAUUCUCACCUAAAGUCACAUUCUUAGCCUAAGGCACUUCAUCUUCUAUGAUGUAAAAUGAUGGCUAUCAAAUGAUUUUCCAUACAUUGUACUGAUCCAGUUAUACACCCAGGGGUAUAUACUUUAUUCAUGUUUCUUCUUUGUAUAUUUGGUGACUGUAUUGUCAUAGAUGUACAUAUUGUGUCGGUAGGGCUAUGAGGCAUGUUACAGGAAUGUAAUUUUCUCAGAAUUUACACUCACUUGCAGUCAUUUAUUUAAAAAGAUAAAGCAAGAUAAUGGGUUCUUUGUAUUGGCACUUUGCACCAGAAACAUAUCAUUAUUUAUUGAUGUGAUUACUUAUUUGUUAUCCACCUUGUACUAGUAAGUUUUAGCACUGAAUUAUUCCUUCUUCAUUGUUGUUUGUAUUUAUGAAAUUCUGAAAUUAUGGGGAAUCAGUGUAAUGAUUAAGUUAUUCAUCACCAGGCUGUAAGCAAUAUCUUGAGUUUGUAGCUUAGAACUGGGAGGAUACUGAACAUCUGGAAGACAAGUUCAUUUCAUCUUGAGAUCAUGGUGAAAUAUUUUGGAUAUAUAAAUUCCUUAAGCUAUUGUAACCAUGUUUUAUUGCAAAGAUGUAAAAUAUGCCAGAUGUGUGUGAGUUGGAAAUCAAAAAAAGAAAAAUAAAAUAUGCAAAGAAUUCAC
Castor canadensis (American beaver) is the source of this 3374-nucleotide messenger RNA. NCBI's taxonomy places the organism in Eukaryota, Metazoa, Chordata, Mammalia, Rodentia, Castoridae. The record is from RefSeq and is a predicted model, not a curated record.